Molecule: messenger RNA, 1362 nt
Organism: Pygocentrus nattereri (red-bellied piranha)
Lineage: Eukaryota; Metazoa; Chordata; Actinopteri; Characiformes; Serrasalmidae
Product: adhesion G protein-coupled receptor E1-like
Exons: 9
Coding region: 1-1362 (453 amino acids)
Molecular function (GO): calcium ion binding
Source: RefSeq, a predicted model, not a curated record
AUGAUUGUAUUUGCUUUGUUUAAUCAAGAUGUGGAUGAAUGUACUGAGAUUCCUGAUGUGUGUGGUCCACAUGCAAACUGCACCAAUGCUGUUGGAAACUACAGCUGCACAUGCCUGAGAGGAUAUAAUGUGACUAAUCCAUACUUUCCUAUCAGCAUCAACAACCCAUGCAGAGAUGUGGAUGAAUGUACUGAGAUUCCUGGUGUGUGUGGACCAAAUGCAAACUGCACCAAUGCUGUUGGAAGCUACAGCUGCACAUGCCUGAGAGGAUACACUGUGACAAAUCUUUCCUUUCCUAUCAAUGUUGGCAACCCAUGCAGAGAUGCUGAUGAAUGUAUUGAGAUUCCUAAUGUGUGUGGUCCAAAUGCAAUCUGCACCAAUGCUGCAGGAAGCUACACUUGCACAUGCCUGAAUGGAUAUAAUGUCACAAAUCCAUACUUUACUAUCAACAGCAGCAACCCAUGCAGAGAUGUGGAUGAAUGUGUUUCUGCACCAUCUGUAUGUGGAUUAAACUCCAGCUGCAACAACACAGUAGGAGGAUACAGUUGCUUUUGCUGGGAUGGAUUUACUGCUACAAACUCAAGUCUAGCCGUCAACAUUACGAACCCGUGUAUAGAUGUGGAUGAAUGUCUGUCCACUCCAUCUGCUUGUGGUCCAAACUCUACCUGCACCAACACAAUAGGAGGAUACAAUUGCUCAUGCUGGCUUGGAUUUACUGCAACAAACUCAAAUCUUACUGUAAACAUUACUAACCCUUGUACAGAUGUGGAUGAGUGUCUGUUCACACCAUCACCUUGUGGUUCACACUCCACCUGCAACAACACAGUGGGAGGAUACAGCUGCUCUUGCCGUGAUGGAUUUGCUGUUCCCAAUGCAAAUCUAAAUGUCCGCAUCAGUAACCCUUGCAUUGGGACCCCAAGCCGCUCCCAGGCCAACUUGAAGAGGGAAUCUCUCCAGUGGGUCCUAGGACGACCCCGGUGCCUUAUCGCUUGGAGAGGGACUGACCCCUAUCAAGCCAGUUUCUGCCACAAGGGCCUAGGCUGCCGAGGGCCCCCCUGCAAUCUCCCACUGCCUGUGCAGCACUGCACCACUCCCCCAUGCGGGCCCACAUGGUCCUCCUACAUUGCCUCUUCAGGUUGGGCCCGGCCAGGUUACGUGGGUUUCCCGGUCACCAGGCGCUCGCCAGGAGACACUACUCCCCAGGCCUGGCUCCAGGGGCAGGUCCCAGUGCCCCUAUCCCAAGGAAGGGAGCAUAUUGCUCCUGACGACUUAGCUCUGAAGAUCUCUAGACUACACAAGCCCUUCCGCCACGACAAGGCCCUGAUCCAGGAAGGGAGAAACAUCAUGAGCUUUGCUAAAUAA